AUGGCUUCUACAAAACCUCUUGUUCUUGUCAUUGGAGGCACAGGCGUUCAAGGCAUGCCCGUAGUCAAAGAAUUAGCUCAAGAUGGCGCCUACAACAUUCGCCUCGUGACUCGAAGUGCCAACUCUCCACACGCGCAAGAACUGGCGCAACUUCCAGGGGUGACCAUCGUCGAAGGAGAUAUCUACUCCGAGCAUGACCUCCAUGGAUUCUUCUCUGGAUGCACUCACGCCUUUAUCAAUACAAAUGGUGGUGCCAUUGGCGAAAAAGGUGAAAUCUAUUGGGGUAUCCGUUAUUAUGAAAUCGCACGCACACACAAGCUGCAACAUUUCUUGUACUCCAGCCUUGAGUAUUCACUCAAGAUCUCCGAUUUCGAUAACGAUUAUAGAGAUGGUCAUAUGGAUGCGAAAGCUAAGGUUGCGGAUUGGAUUAGCGUACAGGACAAGGAGAAGAUGAAGUGGAGUAUCUUGACUAGUUGUUUGUAUAUGGAAAUGUUGAAUGAGCUUUUGGCUCCUCAUCCUGAUAAGGACGAUCCCGAGACUUUGGCUUUUAUUGCUCCCUUGGGACCAAGAGGAAGUGCGCCGCUGAUCGCUUUAGAGGACUUUGGAAAAUAUGCCAGAUGGGUGUUCGAUCAUCCCCAUCGUAGCAAUGGACUUAAUCUUCAUGUUGCUUCUCAAGAAGUUGUUUGGGCUGAUAUUCCAGCUGCGUUUACUGAAGCCACCGGGAAGAAAGCGGUGUAUAAAGAUGUGACGGUCGAUGGCUGGUUUGAUCUUGGCCUCUUCCCAGAUCCGGAUGCGAAGUUUGGGCACAGUGCUCCCGGAGACGAAGAAACAUUGCAAACGUAUCGGGAGAAUUUUGGUGGGUUCUGGAGAUUUUGGAAGAGUGGCAAGGUAAGAAAGGAUUGGGCUUUGAUGGAUGAAAUUUUGCCGGGAAGGAUCAAGUCGGUGGGCGAAUGGAUGAGAAAGAGUGGGUACGAUGGAAAUAUUAAGCCCUUGUUGCACGACUUUCAUCAGAAAACGAGAGAAGCCUAG
Messenger RNA from Botrytis byssoidea, 1029 nucleotides. RefSeq lists its product as uncharacterized. NCBI's taxonomy places the organism in Eukaryota, Fungi, Ascomycota, Leotiomycetes, Helotiales, Sclerotiniaceae. The transcript has 2 exons. The record is from RefSeq and is a predicted model, not a curated record. The coding region runs from base 1 to 1029 and encodes 342 amino acids.